AACGUCAAAAAACAAAAUAUCAUUACAAUUUACAGCCGAGUUAUCUGGACGAAUUCAUUUAGGACACGUGUACUUGCUUUACAAUUAUUGUGUCGGUUGAAUCACGAUUGCUUCAUUGUUUUACAACAAACAGAAAUACGUUGAGUGAUUUUAUAAAUAUCGUUUUGUACUUAACUAAGUGUAAAAAACGAAAUAUGUCUGAAUUUAAGGACUGGUAUAAUAGUGUACCGUUUUUCACUCGGUAUUGGUUGACGUUUACCAUAGUUUUAAGUAUUAUAGGAAGAUUUGGUUUGAUUAGUUAUUAUUACUUAAUAUUAGAUAUCUACCCCUUCAUAAACCAAUUUCAGAUAUGGAGACCAAUCACAGCAUUAUUCUACUACCCAAUAGGGCCGGCAACUGGCUUUCAUUUCUUGAUAAAUUGUUACUUCCUCUACAACUACUCACAAAGGCUGGAAAUGGGGAUGUUCGCUGGCAAACCCGCUGAUUACUUCUACAUGUUGCUAUUCAACUGGCUCUGCUGUGUUAUAAUAGGAUUACUCGUUAAUUUGCCGAUUUUAAUGGACCCGAUGGUGCUAUCAGUUUUGUAUGUAUGGUGUCAACUCAAUAAAGAUGUCAUUGUAUCAUUUUGGUUCGGCACUCGUUUCAAGGCAAUGUAUCUGCCGUGGGUUCUACUUGCAUUCAACCUCGUUAUUAGCGGAGGUGGUGUCAUGGAGUUGCUAGGCAUCCUGAUAGGCCAUUUGUCGUUCUUCCUCUUGUUCAAAUAUCCUCAAGAGUUUGGCGGACCUGCUCUACUCACUCCACCAGCUUUCUUAAAACAAAUCUUCCCGGAUACGAGAUAUGUGGGAGGUUUCGGUAGCGCCCCACAAACUAGGGUGCCCACACGGCCGGGUGGGACAGUCUUUGGAGGACACAACUGGGGCAGAGGACAGACGCUCGGGGGAAAUUGAGACCAAAUAAACAUAUAUAUGAUUAUCGAAUUUUAAUGUAUAUACCAAUGUAACUAUGAACUUACAAAAUUACAAGAAACUUAAGUUUUAAGUUAUCAUGGUCAUUAUUAACACUUACUUAUACGGGUCUUACGGUGUUGUCAAUAUAGUCAACUCAAGUUGCCCUUAACUACUGCAUCUGCAACGUUGUCGAAAUAUCAGGAGUUGGCAAGAUGUCAUUAAGACCCGUCUAAGUAAAUACAAAGAACAUGUAAAAACAGUAAAUGGAAAAUGUUUCUAAUUUUAACGAUCAAUGUGAAGUGAAUCGUGUGUGAUGUGAAUCUUAGAUAUGUAUUUGUUUGUUAAUAAAUAAAAUAAAUAAAGCGUAAUAUUGUAACAACUAAAUUGCAUUUAAAACGAAUGUGGUUAUAAAAUAGCUAUAUAUUUUUGUGUAAAUUACAAAUAAAUGUGUACCCUAUGAGUAUGAAUGAAUGUCUUAAAAAAGUACUUUUAGCCCUUUGUCAAAUACAUGUACUAAAUUUAAAGGCGUGUAAAAUUGACGAGUAAAGUCAUUUUAAAAUUAUAUCGAAUAGUUUUUAUUUUAAGUUUUUUAUCACUGUUAUUAAUACAAAUGUAAUUAACUAAUAGUAA
Molecule: messenger RNA, 1577 nt
Organism: Melitaea cinxia (Glanville fritillary)
Lineage: Eukaryota; Metazoa; Arthropoda; Insecta; Lepidoptera; Nymphalidae
Gene: Der-1
Product: derlin-1
Exons: 5
Coding region: 195-947 (250 amino acids)
Biological process (GO): endoplasmic reticulum unfolded protein response
Cellular component (GO): endoplasmic reticulum membrane; Hrd1p ubiquitin ligase ERAD-L complex
Molecular function (GO): misfolded protein binding; ubiquitin-specific protease binding
Source: RefSeq, a predicted model, not a curated record